Messenger RNA from Lampris incognitus (smalleye Pacific opah), 2272 nucleotides. Its product is annotated as calcium/calmodulin-dependent protein kinase type II subunit beta-like. Gene Ontology annotation, biological process: protein phosphorylation. The record is from RefSeq and is a predicted model, not a curated record. The transcript is spliced from 20 exons. NCBI's taxonomy places the organism in Eukaryota, Metazoa, Chordata, Actinopteri, Lampriformes, Lampridae. Gene Ontology annotation, molecular function: calmodulin binding; calcium/calmodulin-dependent protein kinase activity; ATP binding. The coding region runs from base 294 to 1841 and encodes 515 amino acids. Gene Ontology annotation, cellular component: neuron projection; cytoplasm.
ACGACGCAGCGAGCGAGCGGAGCGGAGAGACGCGCGGGGAGACCAGACGCCAAGCACCACCCGGUCGCUCGGCUUCCUUGUUUAAAACAAACAAACAAACAAAAACAACAACACCAACAAAAAAAAAAACCUUAUUCAACCGCCGCUUCCAAACGGCCGUCUCUCCAACGGGCGGCAGCUGCUCGAUAGGCGGACCCGCGUUUCCAGAGGGGGGGACGACGUAUAUUUUCGGAGCCCAGCGGUUUGCUGACUGGCUGACGCCUCACCAAGCCGGAGACAUCUGCCGCGAGGACAUGGCUACCACAACCUGCACGCGGUUCACGGACGAGUAUCAGCUGUACGAGGAGCUGGGGAAGGGAGCCUUUUCAGUGGUGCGCAGAUGUGUCAAGCUGUGCACAGGACAGGAGUAUGCUGCCAAAAUAAUCAACACCAAAAAGUUAUCUGCAAGAGAUCACCAGAAACUGGAGCGAGAGGCCAGGAUCUGUCGCCUGCUGAAGCACUCCAACAUUGUUCGUCUCCAUGACAGUAUAUCAGAGGAAGGAUUCCACUACCUCCUGUUUGACUUGGUGACUGGAGGGGAGCUGUUUGAGGACAUCGUAGCCAGAGAGUAUUACAGCGAGGCUGAUGCCAGUCAUUGCAUCCAGCAGAUCCUGGAGGCGGUGCUUCACUGCCAUCAAAUGGGCGUGGUGCACCGGGACUUGAAGCCAGAGAACCUGCUCCUGGCUAGCAAAUGCAAGAACGCGGCAGUGAAGCUGGCUGACUUCGGCCUGGCCAUCGAGGUGCAGGGUGAUCAGCAAGCCUGGUUUGGGUUUGCGGGGACACCGGGGUACCUGUCCCCCGAGGUUCUGAGGAAGGAGGCGUAUGGCAAACCUGUGGACAUCUGGGCUUGCGGGGUGAUUCUGUACAUCCUGUUGGUGGGCUACCCUCCUUUCUGGGAUGAGGACCAGCACAAGCUGUACCAGCAGAUCAAAGCUGGAGCCUAUGAUUUUCCGUCCCCAGAGUGGGAUACAGUGACUCCAGAGGCCAAGAACCUCAUCAACCAGAUGCUUACCAUCAACCCAGCCAAGAGGAUCACUGCCCAGGAGGCCCUCAAACACCCAUGGGUCUGCCAACGUUCCACAGUGGCAUCCAUGAUGCACAGACAGGAGACUGUGGAGUGUCUGAAGAAGUUCAACGCCAGGAGAAAACUCAAGGGGGCCAUUCUCACUACCAUGCUGGUGUCUCGGAACUUCUCUGCAGCCAAGAGCUUGCUCAACAAGAAAGCAGACGUUAAGCCCCAGACAAACAGCACCAAAAACAGCAUAGUCACCAGCCCCAAAGGAAACAUCCCUUCACCUGCUCUGGAGCCUCAGACUACUGUCAUCCAUAACCCAGUGGACGGGACGAAGGAAUCGUCUGACAGCAGCAACACCACAGUGGAGGACGAGGAUGUAAAAGCACGCAAACAGGAAAUCAUCAAGAUCACUGAGCAGCUGAUAGAGGCAGUCAACAACGGCGACUUCGAGGCGUACGCUAAGAUCUGUGACCCGGGACUGACCUCGUUUGAGCCUGAGGCCUUGGGGAACUUGGUAGAGGGCAUGGAUUUCCACCGGUUCUACUUUGAAAACCUUCUGGCUAAGAACAGCAAGCCCAUCCACACCACCAUCCUGAACCCUCACGUCCACCUGAUCGGGGAGGAUGCAGCCUGCAUCGCCUACAUCCGCCUCACCCAGUUUGUGGACGGCCAGGGACGGCCGCGCUCCAGCCAGUCGGAGGAGACCCGCGUGUGGCACCGCAGAGACAGCAAGUGGCAGAACGUCCACUUCCACUGCUCGGGUGCACCAGCUGCGCCGCUCCAGUGAGGGGAAGAACGCCACAGAUAUGUCUGAUAAGAGUGCUCUGCUGGAGAGAGAAAGGGAGAGAGAGGAGGAAGAGCAUGGGAUGGGAUGGAGGAACAUGUCCAGUGUCCUGUAGGGUGGGCAGGGCUCUGGGUUUUCAGCAUCGCUGGGCACCCGGCCUCAGCCCCCAGCAUGCAUCUCUUCUUUCUACUAUCACCGCCCCCUGUCUGUCGCCUGCACCACUGCACCCUCGGACGCUCGUCCAACAGCAAUCCAGUGUCGCCGACAACUGUCCCUGGACUCCCCCCACCUCUCGUCUCACCUCCCCUCCUCUGGCCCACCUAGGGGGCGGAUUGCUGGGAUGGGAAGUAGGGAGGUGUUCAGCGAUUUAAAAACUGUUUGUUUCUUCUUCCUGUGGUCUCUCCCCUCCUCCGCUACGGCUUUGUGAAACAACC